AUGAUCGUCCCAAGGAGGCCUCACCGCUCAGGGCUGCUGAAGUUGGCAGUGGUGCUGCUCUUAGCGCCAAGGUGCAGAGCAUCAGUGCAGCCCCUCAUCACACCUGCACCUGUGCCGACAGUGGAGAGAAAGAUGAUGCCAGAGCGGCGACAAGUGUCGACGAUCGUCCACAACGGCGUCACGAGCAUCAGCGUGCCCAAUUCCCUGCCAGCGGGAGGUCUGUCGAUCACCCAGCCUGCCAUCACUGCUGCAGCAUCAUACUAUCGUGUCAUGCCCUCUGCAGACAUCACGUUUGGCUGGACACUCACCUCUGUCGUCGUCGCGCCGACCUCGCUGACCCUUCAGGCCUUUUGCUCUCAGAACGGGUUUACCUAUCCCGUCGGGCCUACCAACGGCAUCCCUGGCGCAGCGACCCAGUACAUCUGGAAUCCCUAUGACUACCAAGUCGCUGCAGGUGCCACACCACUCGCACAAGCAAGCUACACGCUCCGGAUCUUUGACGAGAGGGGAUUCUACCAGACUGCCGCACCGGGCAGGAUGAGUCCCUACUCGGGCACCAAAUUCGCGCUCUACUUUCCCCAGAGCUACACGCCGCUCAGCAGCUGGUCUUGUCCGUCUUGCUCGUACGCGUUUUCGGGGUUCUCGAGGAUCCCGACGAUGCUGGCCAUAGCCAUGGCGAUCGCUACUGGCAUCGCUAUUGGGGCCGGACAGAUGCUAGCGAGGCUGUGA
Mixia osmundae IAM 14324 is the source of this 729-nucleotide messenger RNA. RefSeq lists its product as uncharacterized. The transcript has 2 exons. The record is from RefSeq and is a predicted model, not a curated record. Lineage: Eukaryota; Fungi; Basidiomycota; Mixiomycetes; Mixiales; Mixiaceae. The coding region runs from base 1 to 729 and encodes 242 amino acids.